AUGUCGGCCACUAACAACAUCGCCCACGCCAGGAAGCUGGUGGAGCAGCUGCGGAUCGAGGCCGGGAUGGAGCGGAUCAAGGUCUCCAAAGCCUCCCUGGAGCUGAUGAACUACUGCGAGCAGCAGGCCAGGAACGACCCCUUGCUGGUUGGCGUCCCCACCUCGGAGAACCCCUUCAAGGACAAGAAGCCCUGCACCCUCCUAUAG
Messenger RNA from Protobothrops mucrosquamatus (brown spotted pit viper), 207 nucleotides. RefSeq names its product G protein subunit gamma 7 (gene GNG7). The transcript is spliced from 2 exons. The record is from RefSeq and is a predicted model, not a curated record. Lineage: Eukaryota; Metazoa; Chordata; Lepidosauria; Squamata; Viperidae. Gene Ontology annotation, biological process: G protein-coupled receptor signaling pathway. The coding region runs from base 1 to 207 and encodes 68 amino acids. Gene Ontology annotation, cellular component: heterotrimeric G-protein complex. Gene Ontology annotation, molecular function: G-protein beta-subunit binding.